Molecule: messenger RNA, 390 nt
Organism: Cyprinus carpio (common carp)
Lineage: Eukaryota; Metazoa; Chordata; Actinopteri; Cypriniformes; Cyprinidae
Gene: ca10h5orf63
Product: chromosome A10 C5orf63 homolog
Source: RefSeq, a predicted model, not a curated record
UAUAUGAAAAAAAAUCGAAAGCAGUCAGUAGGAAGCUCCUCCGGGACACGCCUACUUCCGGUGAGCAGCUUCCGUCGCGUGAUAAACACGGGCAUGUUGCUGUCCAGCGUUGCUCGCGCGCUCAGACAGACGCCGCGGCCCGUGCUCACACUUUUCACUAAGGAGCCCUGCCCUCUGUGUGAUGAAGCCAAAGCAGCGCUCGAGCCGUACAGACACAGGUUCGAGCUGCAGGAGGUGGACAUCAGUCUUCCGGAGAACAGGGUCUGGUUCGACAGAUACCGGUACCACAUCCCGGUCUUUCAUCUGAACGGACGGUUUCUGAUGAUGCAUCACGUGAACUCGGCUCUGCUUGAAAGGAGUCUGGAUAAAGCCACUGAAGUGGAUAAGUAA